Messenger RNA from Vanrija pseudolonga, 2530 nucleotides. RefSeq names its product Late secretory pathway protein AVL9 (gene AVL9). Gene Ontology annotation, cellular component: cytoplasm. Lineage: Eukaryota; Fungi; Basidiomycota; Tremellomycetes; Trichosporonales; Trichosporonaceae. The record is from RefSeq and is a predicted model, not a curated record. Bases 52 to 2433 code for a protein of 793 amino acids. The transcript is spliced from 9 exons.
CUCUACUCCGCCCUUCUUGUGUCUUGUCCAUUCCUCUUCCUGACCAGCAUCAUGGCAGACAGCGACAAGGACAAGGAGGCGCUCCUCGCGACCACCGCCACCGAACACGACGACGACGGGCUCGACGCGCACCCACCACCUCCCACCGAGCCCGAGCCCUCACCUGAGCAGGAGCCGACGCCGGUGCCCUCCCCUCCUCACGCAGCAGGAGCGGCAGCGCGCGAGGCCCCGCCGUCGCCAUCGCCCUCGCGCUCCGCGCUCCCGCUCCCACUGGCGCCGGCGCCAGCGGCCGAGUCGGACGACGGCGACGAGCCGACCGAGACGCUGCUCGACUCGCCGAGGGAGCGCCCCAUCUCCACCACGUCCUCGGGCAUCUCGUACGAGGAGGUCGGGUUCGACGACGCCGCCAGCACGUGGACCGAGGCGGCGCCCGGCAUCCCGGGCUCGCCGGCGCGCUCGGUCGGCUCGAUCUACUCGUCCAACUCGCACCAGACCAUCUAUGCGACCCUCGCCGCAGGCGGCGGCGCGACGCCGACUGGCGGGCUCAGCCGCGUCGUGACUGGCACUGGCGUGCGCGAGCACGAGAUCCCGCUCGUGCUCGGCGUCGCGGUCGUCGACUUUAACCAUCUUAUUGGCCCGACAGUCGAGUACGCGUACCCCCCGUCGCUGCAAGAGGCGUUGAACGCCGACGAGCAGCUCUCGCGGCUGCUGCCAUUCCUCGCCCUGCCUGAUGGCGCGCACUUGAGUGAAGAGGACUACUCGUUCUUCCACUGCAGGUACAACCCACCAUCAGACAAGACAGUGGCGACGGAAGUGCCCGCCAACAGAACGCUGUUUGGAAUCUCGUGCAACCGACAGAUCUCCGCCGCCGAUCUGGUUCGCAAGUCGUCGGACGUCACGCGGAGUAUGGUCCAGAAAGCCGUCGUGGUGAUCGCCUCUCAGCCCGUCUUUGGACCUGUGCGCGACCGGCUAGGCGUCGUCACCAGAGCAUUCUUUGCCCAGCGCGACUUUGGCAGCACCCAGAUCCUGGACGACUUCUACCUCAGCCUCGAGGCGAGCUUGGACGGCAAGUUCAGCGAGCAUGCCAUCUACAUGGGCACAUCGCUCCGUGAGCUCGUGCACAAGUUCCGGCACAGGACGUUGGUGCUGCUCAAGAUGCUGUUGCUGCAGAAGCGUAUCAUGUUGUUUGGGUACCCUGUGGAGAUGCUCUGCACUUAUCAGUACUCGCUUGUCUCCCUCGUCCCAGGCCUUCUCAUGUCACUACGAGACUCGGGCGACCCGGCUCUCGACUACCGUAAACAACGUGAUCGCCCCACUUCGUUGCGCACGAGCGACCGGGCAAGUCUGCUCCGGUACAUGGGACUGCCACUGCACCUCUUCGGACACGACUCCUUCUUCCAGCCAUACCUCCCCCUGCAGCAAAUGGACAUGCUACAGUCGAGCUCGUGGCUCGUGGGCACGACCAACCAGAUCGUCACGCAGCAGCGGGACUGCCGCUACGACUUGCUUGUCAACAUUGAGCACACGACGUUCGAGUUCGCCGACCCCAAGAUUGAGCGACUGGUCGCUCUGACAGCCGCCGACCGCAAGUGGAUGGACGACAUUGUUCACACGGUGGAGGACACUUGGAAUGUGGCUGAGGGAGAGCGGUCAGACUUCCGCGGCAGCGACGAUGACUUGCGGAACCGGUUCGAGGACUACAUCUGCGCCUUCUUGGCAUCGAUCAAGUACUCUGAAUUUAUGGCCCAGUCCAUGCCCAAAUCUCUGGACGGCACGGCCGCCGUUGGAGUCACGGACGAGCCCAACCCGCUCACAAGCUUCUCCGAGGCGUACGCAGCGGCGUUCAGAAAGACACCAGCCUGUGACUUGUGGGAGUCGACAACCGACCCCGUCAUCUUUGACCUGUGCGAGCCAAGACACCCUUGUGACGGCAAGGUCAGCACUGUGUCAGACAUUGGCAUCCGCCUCACUGAGGGUCUGCACGGUCUGCGUAUCGAGGAGUCACUCGCGCCUACGCGUGAGGCCUUGUCGAGCGCGUUUGCGACGGGCUCGGCAACGCUCUUCAAAGCUUUCGACGGCGUGCGAAGCGAGGUGUCGGCGCGUCUCGAGGCGGAGCGCGUCCGCCGUGCUGCCCGGGACAACACGCCGCCAUCCGACGGCACGAUCACACCGACGGGCCAGACGCCUCCGGCCACUGUGCAGCCCGCCAACGCCAGCGCGCCGGCGACGGACAAUGUGCGCCAGACGAUUGGCAGCAUUGGCUCGAGUGUCGGGUCAUUCUUCGGCUCGAGGAUGUCGGGCUGGAACCGCUCGACGCCGCCGACGCCGGCUCGUCGCAACUCGGGUAUGAGACCUCUGUCGCUGAGCCCUGGUGCGCCACGGACGCAGGCGGCGGCGACUGCGACGGCUGCUCUUCUUGCCAACAAGAAGUAGGGUGAGGGAUGGGGCAUUGGUGUAUAGAUGGUGAACGAUACGACUAGUUCAUGGCUGCAUAAUGCAUAUGGUGUAAGGGUGUGUCAGUGGGGGGUGG